GACCAUUGAAACACUUCCUGUGGCUGGAAGACAGCAACCCCCUGUCAGAAGCUUUAUUUUAUUUGGAAUUUCAAGUGUAUAGAGGAUUUUCUUCCCAAAAGUUGGGAAAACCUAUAGGGAGGAGCACAUUUCUACCAGAAUAUAAUAGCAGAGAGCCUCAUAAGGAAAACUAUGCAUUUCUGAAACAACUCUCCUUCAACAAGUUCUGUUUCCAAGGAAAGUCUUAACCAUUUGUCCCUUCUGGCGUACCCUCUUCCAAUGAAAUCCAUGCAGAAUAGACCAGAGAUGGGCAGCAGUGAACCCCUUCCCAUUGCAGAAAGUGACAAGAGGAAGAAGAAGAAGCGGAAGGCCCAGGCCACUGACUCCUUGCCCGGAAAGUUUGAAGAUAUAUACAAGCUGACCUCUGAAUUGCUUGGAGAGGGAGCCUAUGCCAAAGUUCAAGGUGCUGUGAGCCUGCAGAAUGGCAAAGAGUAUGCUGUCAAAAUCAUCGAAAAACAAGCAGGACACAGUCGGAGUAGGGUAUUUCGAGAGGUAGAGACGCUCUAUCAGUGUCAAGGAAAUAAGAACAUUUUGGAGCUGAUUGAGUUCUUUGAAGAUGACACAAGGUUUUACUUGGUCUUUGAGAAAUUACGAGGAGGCUCCAUCCUGGCCCACAUCCAGAAGCGGAAGCACUUCAAUGAGCGAGAGGCCAGCCGAGUGGUGCAGGAUGUUGCUGCUGCCCUUGACUUCCUGCACACCAAAGGCAUUGCUCACCGGGAUUUGAAGCCAGAAAAUAUAUUGUGUGAAUCUUCAGAAAAGGUGUCUCCAGUGAAAAUCUGUGACUUUGACUUGGGCAGCGGGGUGAAAUUGAAUAACUCCUGCACCCCCAUAACUACACCAGAGCUGACCACUCCAUGCGGCUCUGCAGAAUACAUGGCCCCGGAGGUGGUGGAGGUCUUCACAGACGAAGCCACGUUUUACGACAAGCGCUGUGACCUGUGGAGCCUGGGUGUGGUCCUCUACAUCAUGCUAAGUGGCUACCCACCCUUUGUAGGGCACUGUGGGGCCGACUGUGGCUGGGACCGGGGAGAGGUCUGCAUGGUGUGCCAGAACAAGCUGUUUGAGAGCAUCCAGGAAGGCAAGUAUGAGUUUCCUGACAAGGACUGGGCACACAUCUCCAGUGAGGCCAAAGACCUCAUCUCCAAGCUCCUGGUUAGAGAUGCAAAGCAGAGACUGAGCGCCGCCCAAGUUCUGCAGCACCCGUGGGUGCAGGGGCAAGCUCCAGAAAGGGGACUCCCCACGCCGCAAGUCCUCCAGAGAAAUAGCAGCACGAUGGACCUGACGCUCUUUGCGGCCGAGGCCAUCGCCCUUAACCGCCAGCUGUCGCAGCAUGAGGAGAACGAACUGGCAGAGGAGUCCAAGGCACUGGCCCAGGGCCUCUGCUCCAUGAAGCUUUCCCCUCCCUCCAAGUCACGCCUGGCCCAGCGGAGGGCUCUGACCCAGGCAGGCCGAAGUGGAGACGCAGACGAGGGGCCGGGCCCAACACCCACAGCUCUCUGACCCACUCCAGUCACACCUUUCAGGCCCAGGCCUGUCUAGGCAUUGCCCCUGGAAACCUGUGAGACCAGAGUCUGCUUAGCAGGCGGAGGGACCUGCUGUGUGGCUCCAGCCAGGCUUUCUCAUUCACAGAGGCUCUGAGGUUCCCACCCAACCCCCCCAUUUCUCCAGAGACUUCAAGGAAAAAGCUUUUUCCAAAGGGGUUGUCUUUGAAAAGGAAAGCAAUCACUUGUCACUUUGCAUAAUUGCCUGAGGCAGAGACAUCUCUGCUGGGCUCCUGCCCACCUGCUCACCCGCCUGCGGAUCCUGGAUCCCGCCUGCUCUCCUGGAUGGCGGCUGGGGCGGCUGGGCUGCAGCCUUCGGGGAGCCAGCCUUGAGAAGCGUCAGUUGACAAGAGGCCCUUCCUUCCCUGCACUGUCACCCCCCCACCCCCGUCUGUCCUUCCACCUUCCUCUGUCCUCCAGAUGUCCUCCCCCUGGGCUGAGCAAAGCCAUCGCCUCAAUUCAGGGAAGGGCAGAGACACGUCACAUUUCGGAAGCCAGAUCAGUCUUCCAGUCUGUAGCUCAGAGAAGCACAUAAUCUUUCUUUGCCGUGACCGAAACGUGUCCCUCAUUUAUCAUCCUCUUUCUUGUUUGGGAUUGCUGCUAAAGUCAGUAUUAUUUCGUUUUAAAAUAAAAAAAAAUGUUUUAACCAUGCUCUUCCAGCAAAGAUGGGAGUUAAACUCCCCCUGCAAGUCCGUGGACUCGCCAGAGCAGGCAGAGGCUCCCUGUUUGCCGGAAUGCCCAUGCUUUUGGAAGGUUUUAAUCAGCUGCUUCCUAUUAUUCUAACUGGUUUUAAGCUCUCUGCUGCUGCAUCUCAGGCCUGCGGCGGAAGGAGCACGGGUCUGCCCGAUGCAGAGCCCAGUCCAAGGCAGCCCGGCUGCCUGGUCUGAGCAUCGUGGCGCUCGCCGCCACCGCAGAGCAUGAAGGCGGACCUGGCGUCGGACAAGCUGAGCUGCUGAGCUACCUAAAGAGAAUCUACAUGCAUGUCUCAGACAUUUAUACAACCCGACGAUGCUAUUAUACAUUGUGCUUGUUUUAAUAAAACUUUUGAACUGUAGUUGUGGCCUUCCUGGUAGUCCUUUCUUCACCUGCAAACCUGAAGAGGAGACAGGACCUCUAAAUAUAGCACCUCACUGGACUCAUGAAACAAGGUGAAGGAGCCCUGGCUGGUUUGGCUCAGCGGUUAGAGCAUCGGCCCAUGGACCAAAGA
This is a messenger RNA of Molossus molossus (Pallas's mastiff bat), 2787 nucleotides long. It is a transcript of the gene MKNK1, whose product is annotated as MAPK interacting serine/threonine kinase 1. The coding region runs from base 259 to 1539 and encodes 426 amino acids. Gene Ontology annotation, cellular component: nucleus; cytoplasm. The record is from RefSeq and is a predicted model, not a curated record. Gene Ontology annotation, molecular function: calcium/calmodulin-dependent protein kinase activity; calcium-dependent protein serine/threonine kinase activity; calmodulin binding. Gene Ontology annotation, biological process: intracellular signal transduction; protein autophosphorylation; peptidyl-serine phosphorylation. NCBI's taxonomy places the organism in Eukaryota, Metazoa, Chordata, Mammalia, Chiroptera, Molossidae. The transcript has 14 exons.